This is a messenger RNA of Girardinichthys multiradiatus, 1743 nucleotides long. RefSeq names its product integrator complex subunit 12 (gene ints12). The transcript has 7 exons. The record is from RefSeq and is a predicted model, not a curated record. Lineage: Eukaryota; Metazoa; Chordata; Actinopteri; Cyprinodontiformes; Goodeidae. Bases 17 to 1504 code for a protein of 495 amino acids. Gene Ontology annotation, biological process: snRNA 3'-end processing. Gene Ontology annotation, cellular component: integrator complex.
AUGAAGAGUUCCGCUCAUGUUUAUUCUGGACAUAUUAGACGGUUGCACCAAAACGGCUGCGUCGGUUUUAUUUGCUGCCGUGGAGGAAGUGUUGCUCAGUCUCCCUUUGUUUGCCGAAAAUAUUCUUAUAACAUUAAACAGAAGCCCAAUAGUGUCAGCCAUGGCUGGACCUGUCAGCUUGGAGCUGGAUCCAAUCUUUCUGAAGGGACUGAGUUAUCUGCACUCAAAGAGCAAAGAUUCAGCAGAGAAGCUCAAAGCUCUGCUUGACGAAUCCCUCGCAAGAGGGAGUGACUCAUCCUACCGAUCCUUGCAGAAAGAGGUGGAGGUGUCAAAGGUUUCCGUGUCCAAAAUGAGCUUGAGUAAACAAGAUUCCAAGUUGUCAGGUUCCUCCUCCGCCAGCGGCAGCGGAAGCAGCAAACCCGUCUCCGAGAAGAGCAAGAAAGAAGCGGAGAAAAGACCGUCAGAAAAGGUCAGGGUUGACCUCGGUGAAGUGGACCCCCCGAAAAAGCCUCGUUUGGAGAAACCGGAGAGUCGAUCUUCUCCCAUUACUGUUCAGACAAGCAAAGACCUGUUGCCAAACAUAAACGACUACGAUGAGACCAACGCAGAUGACUUCGCCAUGGAGAUGGGCCUGGUUUGCGUGGUUUGCAGACAAAUGACUGUGACCAUGGGAAACCAGCUGGUGGAGUGCCAGGAGUGUCAUAAUCUCUACCACCAAGAGUGUCAUAGACCUCAAGUGACAGAUAAAGAAGUUAACGACCCCCGACUCAUGUGGUACUGCGCCCGCUGCACCAGGCAAAUGAAACGCAUGGCCCAGAAACCUCCACAGAAACCGUCCCCCGCCUCUGCAUCAUCCGCGCCUGUUGUAAAGGACACCGUGGUGAAGAAGACGGACCUCAAACUAAAAACCGAAACAACCAGCACCUUCCAAGCUUUCAAAAGAACAGAAGUGAAGCCUCCAGCUACAUUAGCCAACCCCACCAGCAGCAACUCCUCCUCCCCGGUCAGCGGUCUCACAGGCUGGGCCGCGUUUGGUGCCAAAACAAACCCGUCUGUUCCUGCCACUUCCAAACUGGCCUCCUCAGGCCCGAGCGGGAGCAGCAAGACUUUGACGGCUCCUGCCGGUCAGAAACCGGUGGGUUUGUCGGGACUAGCAGGAGCCAAAUCAGGACUUGGCAGCGCAAAGGUUACUGGGAGCAGCAAUGGAAACGGCUCCAGCCAGUCAACUCCUAAACCUCCCCCGCCUCUAACCCUAGGUAAGCAGGCACUUAACCGCUCAUCAAGUGGUGAGAGCCAAGGGAAAGGCUCCGCUUCAUCUGGAGCAGGCUCACCAAGUAGUUCCCAGGCAGCAGUUGGGGGGAACGGAGGGAAUAACGGAGGAGGUAAUGGAAACAAUGGGAACGGCUCAAAGGGCGCACCGACCUCUCAAGAGUCCCAGCUUAACGCCAUGAAACGCUUGCAAAUCUUUAAGAAGAAAGCAGCUCAGAAGAAACUAAAGAAAUGAGUCGGGGUUUAAAGAAACAGACAUGGAGGACAGUAAGCAGAUAGAAAGUAAAUAAGUGAAUUUAGAUCAUUGUUUUUGUACUUCCAGAGCUUCUGCAUAACGUGUAUCCACCAUCCAGUCACAUACUUGAACUUUACUGUGUGUAAAUGCUGCUGGAUACUUCUGUCCCAACAAAGCUAACCAACGAGCAAAGUGUCACUUUUUAACAACCCGGUAAAUAAAUAAUCUCUUCUCACAGA